Dracunculus medinensis (Guinea worm) is the source of this 4555-nucleotide messenger RNA. Lineage: Eukaryota; Metazoa; Nematoda; Chromadorea; Rhabditida; Dracunculidae. The record is from the annotation of a GenBank genome assembly.
UGUUAAGGUGAAUGUUGAACCAUAUGAGUUUUUUUUAAUGAAAAUUCUCCUUCACUCUAAAAUUUUUUUAUAUUCUCUCUUAUUAUUUAUUGUUAUUAUUAUUAUUAAUGGUGAAAUAAACAAGAAAACUGUAACGACAUCGUUACAUGCAAAAUGGUCGCAAACGUCAUUUCUAGCUGAAACAAGUGAAUUUAUCGCCAAAGAUGAUAAUAGUCUUUUUUGGAGUUAUAUUGAUAUUAUCAAUAGCGAAAUUAAUACUGAACAAUGGCCUUCUUGUAGCUAUUCAUAUAUUUGUUAUGAUUUGCAGACACUGAUAAAAUGCAACAUGACAUUGCAGUUAGGCUCGCAAAUUCUUUUCUUUCAAAAAGUCUUAGGAUCAGAAGAAGAAGCAAAGAAUUGUAUUGCUUUUGCUGUUGUACAUGAUCUUAUUACUUGUGACCCACAAAAGAUUGAAGAACUGGUCAGAAACGUGUCAACUAACUCGGUAAUUCCACGUCUAUACUCCAUCGACCAUGUUUUUCCCAAUUCAAAAGAAAAAAAUGUGGUAGUUAUUGUAUAUGGUGAAUUAGGUACCAAAUCUUGGCAGGAAAUGCACAAAGCAGCUAAAAUUUUGGCUCGUAGUGGUCAAAUCCAAUAUGUCUUUCGACACUGGAGCAGAGACGUUCGCGAUGAUAAGAUACUACUAUCCGGUUAUGAUGUGGAACUUGCCAUUAAAAACAUGGAAUACAAAGCUGUAGAUGAUAGUGAAGUUGAAAAGGCAACAGCAGCUGAUGAUGAAAUAGAAGAAGACAUAGAUGAUUAUGAGGAUAUCAAUGGAUUUAACUUCAAUAUUCUCAGGAAGCUUCAUCCAAAUCAAAAAGAAGCAUUGAAUCAGUUUCGUCUUCAUCUACUCGAACGCGAUGAAUUAACUCCACUGAAAGUUUGGCAAGUUCAAGAUCUCAGUUACCAAGCUUCCCAGCGAAUUAUUUCAGCCGAUUUAAAUAAAACAUUGGCCUUAAUGGUUGAAAUUAGCCAAAACUUUCCUCUUUUGGCUCGAUCAAUAUCGAGAGUUUCUGUCAGACCUGAAUUUCGACUCGCCGUUGUGACAAACCAGGCAAUGUAUUCAUCGGAAAAUGAAAUAAUGGAAGGUGAAUGUGCUAUGUUUAUCAAUGGUAUUCCUGUCGAUUUAGAAUAUUUUGAUAUUUACAACUUUCUUGAUGUACUAAAAGUUGAAGAGAAAUUAGCAGAUGGAUUCUUCAGACUCGGUUUGCAAGUAAUGAUACUUAUACUUAGGAAUUAUAAAUCGUUUGUGGCGGAAGAAGAUAAACCUGCAUAUGCUUUAGAUUUUCGUUCAGCAUCUCCUGAGUAUUUGAAUAAUCUGGAUACAGAUAAGCAUUAUCGCCAGUGGGGUAAUAGUGUAAAACUGAUGUUGCAGCCUUAUUUUCCAGGAAUGAUACGUCCAAUUGCGAGGAAUUUCUUUACCUUGAUUUUUAUAAUCGAUUUAUCACAAACACAGAAUCUCCAUUUCUUAAACAUGGCUUACAACUUUUAUAAACAUGAAAUUCCUAUCAGAUUAGGUUUCAUUUUUGUGGUUAAUACCGAUAAAUCCAUUUCGGGUUUUGAUGAUCCUUCUGUUGCAAUGUUGAAUUUGUAUAAUUUUAUUAAAACAGAUGGAGGUAUUUUAAAAGCAAUAACGUCUCUAAUAAAGAUUCUUACAAAAUCUGAAGAAAACUCUGAAAAAAAAAAUCUAUUAACGUCGAAUGAUGUUUUAUCAUUCUUUCAAGAAAGAUAUCCUGAUCAGGAUCUAAACGAUAUUUUUGGACUUGAUACAGAUUAUGAUUCUGGUCGAUCAUCUGGGAAAAAAUUUUUAUUAGAUAGUGGUUUAAAAGAUGUGCCCAAAGUUUUACUUAAUGGCAUUGUUCUUGACGAUUCAGGGAUUGGCCCACUAAGAUUAGAAGAAACGGUUACAAAUGAGAUUAUGAAAGAAACAAGUCGAAUUCAAAGAGCAAUAGCCAAAGGCAAAUUAACAGAUGAUGACAAUGUGAUGAACUGGAUUUUGAAUCAGCCCCAUAUUAUGCCACGAAUAAAUAAGCGAAUUCUAGAUGCACCUUUGCAUAUGCCUCGUUAUCUGACUAUUCCUGAUCAUGGGCCAUGUCCUUCAAAAAUAAUUUCUGACUAUCAUCACUUACCAUUGGCAAAGCAUAUCAAAUGCAUGAUGGGUCGGAUACGAUAUCUCUCCAGAUCAGAUGAAGAUGUUGUUCAUCCCUUAACUCUUUGGAUCGUUGCUGACUUAGAGGACACUGAUGGACGUCGUUUGGUUUAUAACGCAAUGAAACAUGUAAGAAGCUGUCACGUAACACGGAUUGCUAUUUUCAGCAAUCCAAAAGAAAUUGAAUCGGCUACUCAUUCUGGUAGUAUAUCGAUGUUAGUGAAUGCUGCUAUGCGAGUUCUGCCUCCGAAUCAAAAAAAGUUAUUUGUGACAAAAAUCGUUAAGGAAGAAUUUGCUUCAAAAUUGAUUGAUGGAGCGAUGUCUCUCGAAGAUAUCGCAGUAAAUCAGCUGUUAAGUGAUGAACUAGUAGCCGGUGCUAAAUUUGUUCAAAAAGUAUUUGGUUUAAAAUCUGGAGAUCGAGGCAUCAUUACCAAUGGACUUCUUAUUGGUCCAUUAGAUGACAACGAAGAUUUUGAGCUUAAUGAUUUUGAUUUGCUCGAAAAAUUUAUUGUGAAUCGUGGAGCUCAACUUGAGAAGACAGAAUUUGCCGAUGAUAAAAGCAAGUUGUCAGAUACAAUUACUGGAAUUAUGGCUUUAACUGGAGCUAAUUCAAUGAAAAAAAAACGACAGAUUCUUCUUAAUGCAUCAGACUCUAACGGCGUCAUUAAAUUUCCUGCACAGCAUGAUACUAUGGGUAUAUUGGACAUUGUAUGCUUCAUCGAUCCACUAUCAAAAGCGGCACAACGAUUAAGCUCGUUGAUUUUCGUUCUUCAAGAGGUGGUAAAUGCGGAUCUCACAUUAAUAUUGAAUCCAAAAGCAAAAUUAAGUGAACUGCCGCUCAAAAGGUUCUAUCGAGUAGUACUUGAACCAACUGUAGUUUUUGAUAGUUCCGGUGGUAUUUCGUCAUCGGCUUAUCAAGCUCGCUUUUCUUCAUUACCGAACAAACAGUUGUUAACUCUCAGCUUAAUUCCACCCGAUUCUUGGAUUGUUGAAGUCGUUAGUGCGAUGUAUGAUCUGGACAAUAUACGAAUGGAACAAGUCACUAAGCAUGUUAUUGCUGAGUUUGAACUUGAGCACAUUCUUUUGGAAGGCCAUUGCUUCGAUGAAAUUAGUGGAGCUGCUCCUCGCGGAUUACAGUUUACUUUGGGUACAAGUAGCAAUCCAACUCUUUACGACACAAUCGUUAUGGCAAAUCUUGGUUAUUUUCAAUUGAAAGGAAAUCCUGGUGUGUGGAGUUUACGUUUACGUGCUGGAAAAUCGAAGGAUAUUUAUGAUAUAGCGAGCCACUAUAACACGGAGUCAGAAGACGAAAAUGGACUGAAUAUUGUAAUCGAUUCGUUUAGUGGUCGCACUGUAAGGGUUCGCGUUACAAAAAAAGAAGACAAGAAAGAUGAGAAUCUUUUAAUGGAAGGUAAAGCUGGAGACGAAGAGAGCGAACCAUCAAUUUGGAAUACAAUUUCAUCGUCAAUCACAGGCGGUGAAAGGUAUGAUGCCAUCAACAUUUUUUCACUGGCGUCUGGCCAUCUUUACGAAAGAUUUAUGCGCAUAAUGAUUUUGAGUGUAAUGAAAAAUACAAAGUAUCCUGUCAAAUUUUGGCUUCUGAAAAAUUAUUUAUCACCAAAUUUUAAGGAAGUAUUACCUAUAAUGGCUAAGAUUUAUGGCUUCGAUUAUGAAUUAGUGGAGUAUAAAUGGCCGAAAUGGCUGCACAGGCAAACAGAAAAGCAUCGCAUUAUGUGGGGAUUUAAAAUUCUCUUUCUCGAUGUUUUAUUCCCACUGGAUCUUAAAAAAAUCAUAUUUGUUGAUGCGGACCAAGUGGUGCGAACAGAUUUAAUGGAUUUGAUGGAAUAUGAUCUUGGCGGUGCACCUUAUGGUUUUACACCCUUUUGUGAUAGCCGUACUACAAUGGAUGGAUUCCGUUUCUGGAAAAAGGGAUAUUGGGCUAAUCAUCUUGCUGGUCGCAAAUACCACAUUAGUGCACUUUUUGUUAUUGAUCUUAUCAAGUUUCGACAAAUAGCAGCCGGAGACCGUUUACGCGGUCAAUAUCAAGGGCUUAGUUCUGAUCCGAAUAGUCUUGCUAAUCUUGAUCAGGAUUUACCUAAUAAUAUGAUCCAUCAAGUGCGUAUAAAAUCGUUGCCACAAGAAUGGCUUUGGUGUGAAACGUGGUGUGAUGAUGCAUCGAAAUCCAAGGCAAAAACUAUUGAUCUGUGUAAUAAUCCUCAGACAAAGGAGCCAAAACUUGAUUCAGCGAUGCGAAUAAUUCCUGAAUGGAAAGAUUAUGAUACUGAAAUCAAGAACUUAUUAUUACGCAUCAAGACUGAAGAUUUCGAGCCUCAAAUUUCAGAUUUAGAUACGCAUGAAGAAUUAUAG